AUAACGGUUCUGGAAGCUUCCACGGCGAGCCCGCGGCACGACCGAAUCACACCACAGCAGCUUGAGGCGCUUCCCGCCCACAGCGCCACCGUCGCGCGCGACCUUAUUUAAUCGACCCACAGAGUGCUCUGGCAGCUCAUUCGUGUCGGAGGUUCUCAACGAAGCUCAGACGGCAUCGCAGGCGCACCAGUAGCACGAGAGACAAGGAAGAUGAGGGUCCUAGCAGCGGUUUGGGCUCUGGUGGUGUUCGCUGCCUUGACGGGGGCGUCUCGUCACGCCAAGAGCCUGGAAGACGACCUGUGGUCUGACUUGAAGACCAGCCUGGGCCGCAUGGGCGAGCUGGUGGGCGCCGGGGGGCUGCACGGCGACGCAGUGCCCUUCGCGCCCGACGUGUUCGACCUGGACGCCGCCGCCUCGCGCCCCGACCAGGCCGAGCCCGAGCCGCUCGACUCGGACGUCGAGAUCGUCUCGGCGGACAACCGGCCGGCGCUGCUGCCUGGCGGCCUCUUCAACCUCUUCAACUUCGGCAUGCGCGGCAGCGAGCCCUGGUGGAAGGGGCCCAACGUGUGCGUGGAGCGCGAGGAGGUGGACGAGAGCCUGCACAAGAACGACACCAGCGCCGACGAGGGCGGCCUCUUCGGCUCCUUCCAGUUCUCCAGCUGCCAGCAGACCGACUCCAAGUACAUCUGCACCACCAAACUUCGUAACCACGGCAUCCGAAAGUCGUACGUGGUGAAGUAUCAGUGCUGCCACGGCUUCCGAAGGGUGAAGGGGAAACCAGGAUGCACUGAAGUGCAACUGAAGAGCAUGAUGGAGACGGUGGAGGCGGUCGGGGCCAAGGACUUUGCGCGCCUGCUGCGCAGCGCCGGCCUCGAGGAGAAGAUGGCCUCCAGCAACCUCACCCUCUUCGCGCCGUCCGACGAUGCUUUGCGCGACUUCACCGACUCCCUGCAGGAGGCCAACCAGGUAGAGCUGUUCAUCCCUGCCGCAAGGAGGCGCCGCAGCACCGCUGAUGGAUCCAACAUGAAGGAAGUUCUGCUGAGUCACAUGACUCCGGGCUUCAUCGACCUCAUGGAUCUCGUGGAUGAAGAGGUCCUGUACAGCGACAACAGCAACAGCACGAUCCGCAUCAACAUGUACCCGAACCGGGUGGUGACGGCGAACUGCGCCCGCGUCACGUCGCCCAACAACUACGCCAGCACCGGCCUGGUGCACGUGACGGACCGCGUGCUGCGGCCGGCAACCAAGACCAUCGCGGAGCUCAUCACGGAGGACCCGCAGUUCGCCAGCCUCGCCUCCAUGGUGAAGAAGGCCGACCUGCUGGAACAGCUGAGCGGACCCGGACACUUCACUCUGUUCGCCCCGACCGAGGAGGCGUUCCUGAAGCUGGACGCUGAGGCGCGGGCCCAGAUCCAGAACGGCCACUCCUGCGUCGCAAACGUGGUGAGGCACCACCUGCUGCCCUUCACGCUGUGCUCGGCCGCGGUGACCCGGGAGCUGGCCGUCAGGAGCCUGGACGACGAAGUGCUGCGGAUCGACCGCCGCCUGGACGACGGCAAGCUGUUCGUGGCCGGCCGGCAGAUCACGGUCAAGGACGUCGUGGCCACCAACGGCAUCGUCCACGUCCUGGACGGCAUUGUGAUUCCCGACUCUGCGCGCUCCAUCAGCGACGCGCUGGACACGCGAAACCUCACGGUGUUCGCGGGUCUGCUGCGCGAGGCGGGGCUGGCGGACUCGCUGGACGGCAUGGGCAACGUGACGGUGUUCGCCCCCACGGACGCGGCGCUGCAGGAGCCGCACGCCAAGAGGGCGCUGGAGCGGGCGCGCGAGGACAAGGACCAGCUCAGGGACCUGCUGCUGUACCACACGGCGGGGCCGGAGCUGGCCGCCUGCGACCUGGCCAACAACAUGCAGCUCAAGUCCGGCCUGGCCGACCGCAGCCUGCGCGUCUCCCUCUACUCCACCCUGCCGUUCUUCAGCUCGCUGACGUCGCGCAUCACCGUGCAGUGCGCACGGCUCCUGCGCCAGGACACCAAGGCGUGCGGCGGGGUGAUCCACGCCGUGGACCGCCUGCUCCUGCCCCCCACACAGUCCGUGCUCUACAUCGUCAACACCGACGAGAAGUUCUCCACGCUCAGCAGCAUCAUCAAGGGCUCGGGCCUGGAGGCGGAGCUGCGCGACACGGACCCCGUCACGCUGCUGGCGCCCACGGACGAGGUGUUCGCCCGGCUGGACGAGCAGGACCUGGCCCGCCUGCUCGAGGACAAGAAGCUGGCCAAGCAGAUGCUGCGCCAGCACAUCCUGCCAGAGGCGAUGUGCUGCUCCGGAGUCGGGGCGUCGGCCUGGCCCUUCACGGCCAACGUGGAGACCCUGAGCGGCAAGUCCAUCCCUGCCCGGCGGGACUACGAGGGCCGCGUGCACUUCGGCAGCACCACCGUGGUCGACUGCGACGUCAUGGCGACCAAUGGCAUCCUGCACACCGUCAACAGGGUGAUGCUGCCCCAAGACGCACGCGGGAACCUCGGGGCCAUCAGGUUUGGUGGCAGUCCCAACCUGGACAUUGUACUUUAUGGACUUUGAGUGUUGUGUUUGUGCUUGCUUUGCAUUCUGUUGAUCACUUUAGUUAAUCAAGUGAGUAUUGCAAGAUUUAGUUUUUUCAUUGUCAUUGACUGAUUGUUAGCGGUUAGUAAUCAACUACUUGGAGAAAUCAUAAUUAUUUUGUAUGCCCUAUCAAGGUAUUAAGUGAUUUAGUUUUAGUUUAUUUAUAAUGCAAGUUCUUGUGUUUCAUCAUAUUCAAAUUGUGUAUUGGUAUCAAUUAUGUGGUAGUAUCUAUCUCAUGUUUGUAACGCAACAUCAUUGUUGUCUUAUUGCCGGAUGUUUUAUUGCUAUGUUAAUAAGGAAUUACAAUCAAUAAAGGUUUUUUUGACAGUUA
This is a messenger RNA of Bacillus rossius redtenbacheri, 2932 nucleotides long. Its product is annotated as transforming growth factor-beta-induced protein ig-h3-like. NCBI's taxonomy places the organism in Eukaryota, Metazoa, Arthropoda, Insecta, Phasmatodea, Bacillidae. Gene Ontology annotation, molecular function: cell adhesion molecule binding. The record is from RefSeq and is a predicted model, not a curated record. The coding region runs from base 211 to 2580 and encodes 789 amino acids. Gene Ontology annotation, cellular component: extracellular matrix. Gene Ontology annotation, biological process: extracellular matrix organization; cell adhesion. The transcript is spliced from 15 exons.